Molecule: messenger RNA, 1124 nt
Organism: Lycium ferocissimum
Lineage: Eukaryota; Viridiplantae; Streptophyta; Magnoliopsida; Solanales; Solanaceae
Product: MADS-box protein AGL42-like
Exons: 4
Coding region: 634-996 (120 amino acids)
Biological process (GO): positive regulation of transcription by RNA polymerase II
Molecular function (GO): RNA polymerase II cis-regulatory region sequence-specific DNA binding; protein dimerization activity; DNA-binding transcription factor activity, RNA polymerase II-specific
Source: RefSeq, a predicted model, not a curated record
GUGCUAUUCCAAUUUCUUUUUUCCUUUCUGGUUUGUGACUUUGUGGUUAAUAAGACUGAUGGAAAGAGACCUAUGGAAUAAGAACAAUACCCUGAAUAUGGAAAUUAAUGUUGGGGUUCUGUGGUCCGCAAAUGAAGGAUAUUUAUCAUCAUAAUACAUCAAUCCCAUAAAUGAACAUCCUUCACAUCUUGCUUCUUCUUCUGUUUAUAUAUUUUUGGGUAUCCAAUUGCUUAAUAUUUUCUUCUCCAUCCUCUUUCCUUUUUUCUGACGAAAAUCGGUUGGCAAAUUCUCAAUGCCUUCAUUCUCUUCUAGCUGAAUGUUUUUUUUUUUCCUAGGAUUUUAAAGCCAUCACUUCUUUUUUUCUGCUAAUUAUUGUCACAGCUAGGGUUUUCCAGUCAUUUUUUUACCACUUUUUUGCUGAAAUUCAGCUGAAAGCUUAUGUUUCUGAAAUAGAAAUCUGAUAGGGUUUUGAAGUUGUUAAGUAUCUUUUUAGGUUCUUAUCAUAUUUAUCUGAUUUCUUCUUCCAACAAUCUUUUGCAAAAAAGUUUGAAAACUUCUGGAUAUAUCAACUUCUUCUGGCACGGUUCUUGAGCUUAAUUAGUAGCCAGCUGCCUUAAUUUAUUGGAAAUAAAAAUGGUGAGAGGAAAGGUGGAAAUGAAAAGAAUAGAGAAUUCAACAAGCAGGCAAGUGACCUUCUCAAAGAGGAGAAAUGGGCUUAUGAAGAAAGCAUAUGAGCUAUCAGUUCUUUGUGAUGCUGAAGUUGCUUUGAUUAUUUUCUCACCGAAAGGAAGACUCUACGAAUUCUCCAGCUCCAACAUGCAGAAGACAAUUGAGAGAUAUCGUGAACGUGCAAAAGAAACAGCGACGGUGGACAACAACAUUGAACUCGAGCACCACAUAGAGGUGGAUCUCAGGGCUGGUUAUCAUCAAGUGAGGAUGAAGGAUGGUGACGAACAUAAAACAACAUUCACUAUGGCUUAUGAGAGUUCAGGGUGAUGCCAUUUGGAUUAACAAAUGCACCAGCAACAUUUCAGUCAUUAAUGAAUUUUGUAUUCAAAGAACAGCUCAGAAAGUUUAUACUGGUAUUUUUUAUGACAUCUUAAUAUACAGCAAGACCAUGGAGG